CAAUGCUUUUGUUUCUACAUUUGAAACAACCUACAAUAAGUCAAUACGUGUGUUUCAUUCAACUUAACAGUUAUGGCUGAAUGUCCAGCAAGUAUUGUAUUGCGAAGUGAAGGAGUCGAGAGCUCAAACAUCGAAAAAGAGAGUGGGGAGAAGCUUCUCCCCAAUCUACAGAAACUGUUUGAGUCAGAACUGUCCGAAUCUUGUGUGCCAAGUCUGGAAAAAGUUGACCCAAGGGCAAACUCAAAGAGGGAUGAAAAGGAGAGCGAUGAGAAGCUUGCAGACAAUCCACAGAAACUCUCUGAAUCUUGUGUGCCAAGUAAGGGACAAUUUGACCCAAAGGCAAACUUAAAGUGGGAGAUAGGGUCCCACUGCAAGGCUGUGUGGUCACAGGAUGGGCGGGUUUAUCCUGCCACCCUGGUCUGGUUGGAGGGGGAGCGCUGCAAGGUGAAGUUUGACAACUAUGGAAAUGAGGAAGAGAUGGACCUGAGCGCCAUGCUACCUGAAGCUGCUGACCAGCCCCGGAAGGAGAAACGGAGCGAUGAAAAGGAGAGCGAUGAGAAGCUUGCAGACAAUCCACAGAAACUGAUGGAAUCGAAACUCUCAGAAACUGAUGUGCCAAAUAAGGGACCGGUUGACCCAAAGGCAAACUCAAAAGUGUGGAUGCUGGGUUCCCGGUGCCGUGCUGUGUACUCAGAGGAUGGCCUGGUCUACCCAGCGGUGCUGGUGUGGAUGAGAGGCGAACGCUGCCGGGUGAAGUUUGAAGGCUACGGGAACGAGGAGGAGCUGGAGCUGAGCACCCUGCUAUCGCCAGAUGACCUGGGACGACACUGUGGAAGAGCUACUGCCAAGGCUGUGGAAGGGUUCAGGUCCAUUAGUAACAACAGCGCAGACUGGAAGAAGGAUAGAGAGUGGAGGACACCUCAACAAGAGGGACGAGAGGAGCCUUCCUCACCUCGGCCACCUGAGUUUCCUCCAGGAAAAGGCUAUAACCUUGGCAAUGAGCAGGGGGAUAAGAAGAAGCCAAGUAGUCGGAGUCAGGAACCAAAUGGCCGGAGUCAGGAACCAAAUGAUCACCCGUUUCCUUUUUUUCCUCCAGUGCCACCGCCCAAUGGGUCUUUGGACUUCCUGUCACUCCUGCCUCCUCCUCCACCUCCACCGUGUGUAUGGCCCCCCCGAGCAGGGCUGGUGGAUGCUGGCGAUGGGCUAGACUCGUCCGUUACAGACUUAUCCAGCAUGCUGCUGUCCUGGUACCUGUGUGGCUACCACACUGGCUGCUACAUGGCAAUGCAGCAGACAGCGGCAAGUCGCAAGAGGGCUCAUAAAGAGAAACGAGCAGAGGAAUAAGGUUGGUUUAAGACCCUAGAAUGGGGAAGAAGAUGAAAAGAGCUGUUCUCUUGAAACAGGAUGAGUUCCAAAGACCGAAUGUUCUUGUACUACACAGAGGUAGUCCAGUUGGGGCUCUGUGUCUGAUGCAUUGCAGUUGUCAGGUUUUUUUCUUACUGAAGAUGGGUGUCGUGACCAGAAGAUGAUUGUGGAUAGGGGUAUGGUGUUAGGGGUACGGUGACCCUAGCUCAUCAAGAUGUUAACUCAGCACUUCCAAGAGGCUUUUUGGAAGGAUAUUUUUACUUUGACGUUUUUGGCACUUUAUUAUUUAUUUUUUUACUGUUGGAAAAAGCUUUCCCAAUGUUUGUUUUUUUGGGGGGGAAAUAAAAUAAUGGGACAGCUAGUUUAUGGUCAAGUGGGAAAAAAUGGAAUGAAUUGUUAAU
Molecule: messenger RNA, 1766 nt
Organism: Salvelinus namaycush (lake trout)
Lineage: Eukaryota; Metazoa; Chordata; Actinopteri; Salmoniformes; Salmonidae
Product: survival motor neuron protein 1-like
Exons: 11
Coding region: 73-1344 (423 amino acids)
Biological process (GO): mRNA processing
Cellular component (GO): nucleus; cytoplasm
Molecular function (GO): RNA binding
Source: RefSeq, a predicted model, not a curated record